Molecule: messenger RNA, 818 nt
Organism: Salvia hispanica
Lineage: Eukaryota; Viridiplantae; Streptophyta; Magnoliopsida; Lamiales; Lamiaceae
Gene: AAK6
Product: P-loop containing nucleoside triphosphate hydrolases superfamily protein
Cellular component (GO): cytoplasm; nucleus
Molecular function (GO): ATP binding; AMP kinase activity; ATP hydrolysis activity
Source: RefSeq, a predicted model, not a curated record
UAGGAUUUGGUCGACUCGGAUUAAAGCGAGAGAAAAAAAGUGUGUGCGAGUACUAAUCAAAAACCCUUGUCGGCCCAACCACUCUCGAGCUCCAACAAUGGCACAGAAUGGCGGCGCUAGGACGAAACGAGAGAGGCCAAACAUACUCAUAACUGGCACGCCGGGGACUGGCAAAACGACGACGUCGGCGGCCCUCGCCGAGGCUGCCAAUCUCCGCCACAUCAACGUUGGUGAUUUGGUCAAGGAGAAGAGUCUCCACGACGGCUGGGACGACGAGUUCGAGUGCUAUCUCCUCAACGAAGACCUCGUAUGUGAUGAACUUGAAGAUGUGAUGGAACAAGGUGGAAUCAUUGUAGAUCACCAUGGUUGCGACUUCUUUCCUGAACGUUGGUUUGAUCGUGUAGUGGUGCUUCAAACUGAUAAUUCCGUGUUGUAUGAUCGGCUAGCUAAGAGGGGCUAUACAGGGAAAAAACUCUCAAACAACGUUGAGUGUGAGAUCUUUCAGGUUCUGUUGGAGGAGGCCAAAGACAGUUAUUCAGAAGAUAUUGUGGUGGCACUUAGGAGUGACUGCGUCGAAGAUAUAGAUAGAAAUGUUUCUACUAUAACCGAUUGGGUAAGAAAUUGGAGCUCCUUACCUUGAUUUUAUGCAAUGGUCUUGGAAAUAUACAACUUCAAUUUCCUUGCUGUUUGUUGCACUCUGUAAUUUAGUUGUUUCAGUGAAACACUUGAUACAAAUAUACUCUACUUUGUGUUUUGCAAAUUUGAAUCCAUCUACACCUGUAUCUUUCCUUAAUUAAGUAUAUUUCAGUUUUGGACCA